Wallemia ichthyophaga EXF-994 is the source of this 1083-nucleotide messenger RNA. RefSeq lists its product as uncharacterized. The transcript has 3 exons. The record is from RefSeq and is a predicted model, not a curated record. The coding region runs from base 1 to 1083 and encodes 360 amino acids. NCBI's taxonomy places the organism in Eukaryota, Fungi, Basidiomycota, Wallemiomycetes, Wallemiales, Wallemiaceae.
AUGCCUUUCGUAGUAAUCACAAUCCUCCUCCAGGUACAGCAUAAUAGCACAGACAAGAUGGGCAAUUAUAGACCGAGCCUUGAACAAGGAGAAAAGUUAAAGGAACAUGAGGAGGAGGAAAAAGAUCACGUAAUUAACUCAGUUUGCCAAGAUAACGAAAUAAACUCAAAGACAGAACUAAAAUCUAGAAAACUAAGACCAAAGCACAAAGAUGAAGAUCUCAUCCGACGCUCCUCAUACCUCGUCCGCCUCCAAAUUGAUGGUGGCUUAUUUCAAAUGUUUCGCAAUGUGAGAAGGUCUCCUGAGGGACUUUCGGGUUUGUGGAAAGGUACUUUUACAUCGUGGCUAUUGCAAGAAUUAGGUGAAUAUGUCCAACCCCUCUUCAGUUCGGGAUUAUCAAGCAUCUUCUUCAAAUCCUUUCCUGUUGCGCCAAUAUCAAAUAUAAUUACUGACGUUGCAGUCUCGCCUCUUAGCUUAGUGCGUACGCGGAUAAUCGUCCAAUCCACGUCAGUGACAUCAGCUGGUGUGUCUCGACGCGCCUACAGCGGACCUGUUGAUGCAUUGUGCAAGAUCUCGCACGACGAGGGUGGAUGGCUGGCAAUGUGGACACACCCCAAUCUUCUCUUCCCCGCUGUAUUAGAAUCGGCAUUACAGAACCUGCUCACUAUCUGCGGUUCACUCUUAGUGGAUAGACUGCUGAGUAUCACUAUAGAAAGUAAUCCUAUAACGUAUAUGUCCUGUGUUAUGCUAUGGGAUAUACUCAGUAGUGCUUUAAUUUUCCCUAUCACAACUGUUAGACGACGUCUGCAAGUACAGGACAGAAGUUUGGAUAAGGGGCAUAAUGCGAAACGCUUCGUUACUUGUGUUGAAACACCGUUACCGUCUGCAGGUAUAGUAGAGUGCAUCAAUCAAAUGGUGACUGAGGACUGCAGUAGCGAGAGUAGAUGGUAUCACAUCAAAACACUUCUUAGAGGGCUGAGCAUUCAAUUUUAUGCUAUCAUAACAUUGCUUUUCUUUAAUUGCAUUGCAGGCGCCUUUAUCGGACUAUUUGCUCUUUUCGCAAAAAUCUUCAAUUAUAUUUAA